AUGGAGGCCAACAAACUCCGUCAGCCGCGACAGCCCGUCACCGCAGCCGUCCGAGAGCUCAGGGAUGAAGCCAUUACACUCUGCUCCAAGGUCAACAACCAUGCCAAGGCGGCCAAGCUUCCGCCGGACGAGAACACCACUCGAUCCCUAGCCACCGAACUUCGCCUCUUUGGUGGCACCCUCUUCAGUCUUGAGACUCUUGCCUCUGAGAUCGAGCAGGAUGACGCCGCUUCUGCCGGCAUGAUGGUUGGCACGGCACGUCAGCUUCCCUGCCUUCGACGCCUGCGAGAGCCCCUCCAGUCUGUCCGACUCCGCCUCAAGACGUUCACCCCGUACGACAUCCAGCAAGCCAAGGAUGAGGUAGUGGCCUGUCGCGCCACCAUCACCUACGUGCUUGCCAAAGCGCGGACCUGUUCCGACUUCGUCACCUUACUAUCCGUCGUGUACCAUGGCAACGAGCUCUCCAAAGAACCAGAAGAUGUCUGCGAAUGGCUCCAGGUCUUGAACAACCCCUUCAACAACCGCCGCCCCCGGGAGCACAAUCUCGAGACACUCUUUCUCGAGGCACGGCGCGCGGAAUUCCCCCAGUACUCUCACGCCGCCAAGUCGUGGCCUUUUUUUGCUCGCCUUCACUGGCCGGCCGUUCAAGAUCAUGUCCGGGACCUCUUCGUUUUGCCACGGUCCUGGAACUUCGUUCAGUGGGCACUCGAGUUCGCGCGUACCACCUUGCCGGCGCAGUUUGGCCCGUCUAGCUCGGACAGCGAGGCCAUCAUUCACCUGACGGAUGCCCUUUGCGAUGGAUCCAUCUCUCCGCUUCACUUCGCCGCCGCCCUUGGCCUGCCCGAGCUUUGUAGGCAACUGAUUGACAACGGAGCGGACGUCAACGUCGCUGGCGCCUUUGGCUCGCCGCUUUACAGUGCCUUUCUUGGCACCGAAUUCCUCGCGGUCGGAAGCUGCCCCAAAAUCUGGGCGGACAUUCUCGUCCAAGAUGAUCACGUGGGAGCACGAAACGCGGCCAUCAUGGCGCUCCUGGACCGUGGCGCCGACGCAAACUAUCGGUUCCGAGGCCCGGACGACCAACCCGUCCCUCUGGCAGUGCUGGCUUUCUGGCACUCAUUGGAUGUCAACAGCUACACCGUCUUCAAGCGGUUUCUCGCUGCCGGUGCCGAGCUGAAUCAGACCUUCGCCGACGUCGUCACUCAGCCAUACCUCAUCGACCAUGCACGCACCAACUCCGACGUCUUGUCCAUUCUCCUCACAAGCGCCUUCGACGCCGCCUUCACUGUGGAGGAUUCGGCGGCGGGCGACGUUAUUGCCAGUGCAAUCGUAGGCGUCAUGCACGACUGCAGGAUCGACAUGACCCCGGAUCCAGAGUCUGGAGGGAAGCUCGUUCACGUCCCUGACGCUACUUUUGCUGACCUCGUCGUCGACGCGGUUCGGGACGAUGAGAUUCUCUACUUCAAAAGGCUUGCCAUGGAUCCCCGGUUUGAUCCCAGACAGCCUGCGGCCCAACACGACGGCGGAACCAUCGCUCAUCUUGCCGUUGGCGGCGAUCAGCAUGAAAUGGUGGAAGCACUUAUUGCCUCUGGCACGGACUUCACUGCGCGAGAUGAAAAAGGGCGCACUCCCUUUUUGCUCGUAGAGAGUACCGCCAUGCUAAAGGUCUUUGUGGCCCACUCCAUCCCCACGACGGAUGCCGAUCAUCGAGGGCGCACAAUAUGGCAUUACGCUGCCGCCAACAACGACGUUGCUUUACUAGUGGCCCUCUGCGCCAGCGACCCUGCGCAGAAGCAGAACAUGGUGGCCGUCAACAACAAGGGCUCCUCACCCCUCGACAAGGCCCUUCGGCAUACAGACAAGCUUCAAAGGGUGCACGACCCCACGGGCUGGGCUGAACCGCACGCUGCACGCUAUCUGCUGGAGCUCGGCGCCAAUUUGAAGCUCCCGGCUCCCUACCCGCGCAUUCUAUCGGCCGUUGAAUGGGGCGAGCUGGGUCUGGUGGAAAAGCUGCUGGAAGGCGGCGAAAGCCCCAGCGCUACCAAUGAGAUUGGGAUGAAUGCUCUUCACCAUCUAAACUUCCACGCCUGCACUGAGCUAGUCGCACUUUUGCAGAAGCUCUGUGCUGGCCUGCCCGUGGCAGUGGAAAAGCCUGUGAAUCCUGAUUCCUUGACACCCAAGGAUCGCGAAAGGCAUCGCAGAAAUGCUGGCCUGACCCCUGCGGAGACGAUUUUCAAUAACACGAGUCUUUUCACCGACGGCACAUUCUUCUGCACCUCGCAACAUCCCUCCUGUCGCAACGAGCUAUCGGCAGAAAUGUACAAGAUGCUUCUCACGCCGACAGUGCUGGCAUAUCGGGACUCGACUGACGCAUGCACGUGGGAGCGCUUCUGCUCUCGCGUCGUGACACAGUACGAAUCUUACCUCGUACCGGAUUCCACCAUCCAUGACCUCAGCUUCUACUACACUUCCCUAGUGACGGCGGUCGAGUGUCUCAAGGAUUCCGGUGCGCUGGCCACGUAUGAGGAGAGGACGGGUGAAGCAGCCGUGCUGUGCCUCGCCAGGUUCCACGACGACCCCGAGGGCCCCAGAUACAAGUGGUUGCCCUCUAGGCUGCAACUCGUGCGCGUCAUGCUCGACUCCUUUGAGAGCCCACUGACAACCGAGUUUUACGGCGGGGACGAGGUGCGCGAGCUGGGAGAGCUGGUCUCCGACCUGGAUUUCGAUACCAUGUGGUGGCUGGAGUUGAUGACGCGCAUGAGCAAGUCCUACCGCCUGCGCCAGGAUGACGCCGAGGAGGAGAAGGCAGAAUAG
Molecule: messenger RNA, 2811 nt
Organism: Purpureocillium lilacinum
Lineage: Eukaryota; Fungi; Ascomycota; Sordariomycetes; Hypocreales; Ophiocordycipitaceae
Cellular component (GO): nucleus; cytoplasm
Molecular function (GO): protein binding
Source: RefSeq, a predicted model, not a curated record